GGAUAGGGAUCGACAUGAGCUUGAACGACGCAGAGGUCUUGGCCUAUGCAGACCCACCCUUCAUCAUUGUGGAGAACCUCUUCUGUUGUUUUUUCUUCUUCGAAAUCGUGGUACGCUUCGUUGCCUUCACCCGAGCCUCCAUGGCCUUCGGGGACAGAUGGUUCGUGUUCGAUUUGGCGCUGGUGGUGCUGAUGGUGGCUGAAACCUGGAUCAUGUUUCUGGUGGUUCGCAUCUCUACGGAUCCCUCCCAGAGCCAGGAGCAGGCCUUUGAUUCGUCAGUGUUGCGGCUACUGAAGUUGGUACGCAUCACGCGCGUGGCGCGAAUCGCGCGGCUGCUGCGACAAGUGCCCGAGGUCAUGAUCCUCUUGAAAGGAAUCGGCGUGGCGUCACGCUCGGUGUUUUUCACCUGCCUCAUCCUCUUGUGCGUGGUCUACAUCUUCGCCAUCGCCUUAACGCAGCUGUCGGAAGAUACCAAGCUGGGGCAGACCUACUUUCCCACCCUGGCGGAUGGCAUGUUCUCAUUGCUCUUCCACGGGUGCUUCUUUCAAGGCCUUCCGGACUUUGCAAAGCUGUGCUUUCAGGAGAACUUCAUGUACGGCUUCUCCUUACUGGUCUUUGUGGUUCUGGCGCCCUUAACGGUGAUGAACAUGAUCGUUGGCGUCUUGGUCGAGGUCGUGGGGAUCGUCGCGGCGGCCGAACAGGAGGCCUCGACCCGGAAGUCCCUGCUGGAGAGCCUUCACAAGGCACUGGAGAAGUUGGACUUGCAGAUGACUGCCACCAUUACGAAGGUGGAGUUCUGCAAGAUCGUGAACCGUCCAGACAUCGUGACCGUUUUCAUGGAGGCCGGCAUUGACAUCGUGGCCUUACUCCGGGAUCCCGACAUCGUUUUCGCCGGGGAUUCUGACAUGAAUCUGGAUGAGUUCUUAGAGGAGCUCAUCACGCUGCGUGGCGCCAACGUGGCGACGGUGAAGGACCUGGGACAGUUGAAGACUCAGAUUCUGCGGGAAAUGAAACAGCGGCGCGGUCUGCGGUGAGCGGAUCACUGAUCCGCAACGGAUCUGGGGAUGGCAGAUGGCGGUUCAGCUGGGGUCAAAACGCGUCG
Molecule: messenger RNA, 1102 nt
Organism: Cladocopium goreaui
Lineage: Eukaryota; Dinophyceae; Suessiales; Symbiodiniaceae
Source: the annotation of a GenBank genome assembly